Messenger RNA from Prionailurus viverrinus (fishing cat), 3317 nucleotides. It is a transcript of the gene BCL2L1, whose product is annotated as BCL2 like 1. Lineage: Eukaryota; Metazoa; Chordata; Mammalia; Carnivora; Felidae. Gene Ontology annotation, biological process: negative regulation of intrinsic apoptotic signaling pathway; extrinsic apoptotic signaling pathway in absence of ligand; intrinsic apoptotic signaling pathway in response to DNA damage. Gene Ontology annotation, cellular component: mitochondrial outer membrane. The transcript is spliced from 3 exons. Gene Ontology annotation, molecular function: protein heterodimerization activity; protein homodimerization activity. The record is from RefSeq and is a predicted model, not a curated record. The coding region runs from base 1093 to 1794 and encodes 233 amino acids.
UUGCCUGGCAACGGGGCGGUGGCCCGGCGGGUACCCGGCCUAGCGCGCGGGAGAAGCCACCAGGCCGCAGCCCACCCGCCCCGGGCUCCGGAGACGUGCAGCCCCCGGCCCCCAAGGCCUCCCGGGGGCGCCAGGAAGCCACCUUGGGCCUGUCCUCAGGAAAACGUGGUCUCAGCUGGGCGGGGGGUGGGGGGGAGACGUUCGAGCAGGCCUCAGGCCCUCUCCCUGACCUGAGGAGAGGCCCGGAGCCUCACCCUCACCCCCUCUUUGUGCAGGGCGCCGGCGGCCAUUGUGUCCGUGCGGGGAAUGGAGGACCCGGCAAUCCCCCACCACCGCCGCUACGUCCAGGGCCUUUGGGGAAUUCAAAGAAAAUCGGCGGUGUUUCUGGGGGGUCCCCGGCCGUCAGCCUCCCGGAAAGGCCCGGGGAUGGCCUUUCCGAAGUCAGACCGCAGAUCCGAGGCAGUUUCCCCCUCCUUCUGUCCCUUCUCGAAACCUUGAACCCCAUUGAGAAGUACCUUCAGGGUUUCGGAAGCCUUACCCCGGGCUGGUACUUAAAUAGAAACGACAACAACAACAAAAAACCUAAACCCCACACCAGCCACCUCCGGGAGAGUUCUCCUGGCUCCCAGUAGGAGGCGGAGAGCCAAGGGGCGUGCAAGAGCGAGGGGGCUGGGCUCUCGGGUGGCAGGAGGCCGCUGCCGAGUGGCCGCCCUCGAUCCGGGCGAUGGAGGAGGAAGCAAGCGAGGGGGCCGGUUCCUGAGCUUCGUAAUUCCUGUAUCGCCUUCUGGGCUCCCAGCCUGCCGGGUCGCAUGAUCCCUCCGGCCAGAGCUCCUUUUUUUGCCAGCCGCCGUGAGGCCGGCUGAGUUGCCGGCAUCCCGGCUGCCACCUCUUCUCCCGACCUAUGUUACAAAAGAUCUUCCGGGGGUUGCACCUGCCUGCGGUCGCCUGAGACGGAUUUGAAUCUCUUUCUCUUCCAUCAGAACCUUAUCUUGGCUUUGGAUCUCAGAAGAGAACCACCAAGCAGAGACCAGACUCAGUGAGUGAGCAGGUGUUUUGGACAAUGGACUGGUCGAGCCCAUCCCUAUUAUAAAAAUGUCUCAGAGCAACCGGGAGCUGGUGGUUGACUUUCUCUCCUACAAGCUUUCCCAGAAAGGAUACAGCUGGAGUCAGUUUAGUGAUGUGGAAGAGAACAGAACUGAGGCCCCAGAAGGGACUGAAUCAGAGAUGGAGACCCCCAGUGCCAUCAAUGGCAACCCAUCCUGGCACUUGGCGGACAGCCCUGUGGUGAAUGGAGCCACUGGCCACAGCAGCAGCUUGGAUGCCCGGGAGGUGAUCCCCAUGGCAGCGGUGAAGCAGGCGCUGAGGGAGGCCGGGGAUGAGUUUGAACUGAGGUACCGGCGGGCAUUCAGCGACCUGACAUCCCAGCUUCACAUCACCCCAGGGACAGCAUAUCAGAGCUUUGAGCAGGUAGUGAACGAACUCUUCCGGGAUGGGGUGAACUGGGGUCGCAUUGUGGCCUUUUUCUCCUUCGGUGGGGCACUGUGCGUGGAAAGCGUAGACAAGGAGAUGCAGGUAUUGGUGAGUCGGAUCGCAACUUGGAUGGCCACUUACCUGAACGACCACCUAGAGCCUUGGAUCCAGGAGAACGGCGGCUGGGACACUUUUGUGGAACUCUACGGGAACAAUGCAGCGGCCGAGAGCCGGAAGGGCCAGGAGCGCUUCAACCGCUGGUUCCUGACAGGCAUGACUGUGGCUGGCGUGGUUCUGCUGGGCUCACUCUUCAGUCGGAAAUGACCAGACACUGACCACCCACUUAACCCUCCCUGCCCUACCCUGCCCCCACCACAUCCCUUUAUCCAGCAACCAUUGCCACCAGGAGAACCACUACAUGCAGCCUGUGGCCACCUACCCAUCACAGGGUUGGGCCUAGACCUGGUCCCCUGCAAUUAGUUUUCUAGAAAUCUACCAUGCUUCUGUGAAAGCCGCCUUCCCCACACCUCUGUUCUCCUGGCCUCAGAACCCACAGAGUUUCCCCAAAAUCUGCCCCAUGGAAGCUGGCAGGUGUGGGGAUAUAUGUGGUUGGGGGCUGGAGGGCCCUGCCUGUUUGGUGGAACCCCCCAACCCCUUAGCCUCCCUGAGAAUGCUUUCUUGCCAGGGAGCUGGAAAGUUUUCUGACCCUUUUCCCCAGGAGAGACUAGAUUGCCUUCGUUUUGAUGUUUGUGGCCUCAGAAUUGAUCAUUCCCUAUCCCUUCCAGGAUCUAGGUCCCCUUCCUAUCAUCCCCACCUUCCCAAGAGCCACUUAGGGGCCACUUUUGACUAAUUAGGGAUUCAAGCUGCUUGGGAUAAAGAAACAAGGACCAGGACCCCCUCUCCACCUCUGGCCUGGCCAAAGUCCCUGACCCCAAUCCCAGUGUCCUCCAGAGGCCUCUGGCUAGAGGCCAGCCCCACCCAGGGUGGGGGGCUGUAGCUGCAGGAAGCACCCCAUGCCAAAGCUAGGGUGGCCCUUGCAGUUUAGCACCACCCUAGUUCCUUUCCCCUUCCUUUCCCUUGGCUCCCAUGACCAUUACUAAGGGACCAACUGGGCCCGAGGCAGGUGCCCCAGAGCUGUUUAUGGCCUCAGCUGCCUCACUUCCUGCGAGAUCAGCCUGUGGCAUCUUUGCCUUGGGCUGCUGCCCACAGAGUUCAGGGGUUCGGGGGCCUCGGCCCAGACGUGAAGGGGAGCUACAGGGAGCAGCUGUGGGAGCCCUAGAGUCUUCCCUACCUCAGGCAGGAAGGGCAGGAAGGAGACCCUGAUGCACGAGGUGCAGGUGGGGGUGGCUGGAAGGGCCAGUCCUACCUGGUCAAACAGGUGUGUGCCCCACCCCCAUUCAGCCUGGGUCACCAGGCUGCCAAGGUCAGAGUGGCCUGGCCAGGAGUCCUUCAGGCCUCCCUCUACUCCACCCAUGGCCUGUCUCAUCCCCGGGGGUCCCGGCCUACCCCUAGCCAUCCCGGGCUCUCUGCUGUACAUAUUCGAGACUAGUUUUUAUUCCUUGUGAAGAUGAUAUACUAUUUUUGUUAAGCGUGUCUGUAUUUAUGUGUGAGGAGCUGCUGGCUUGCUGUGCGUGUGCACGUGGAGAGCUGGUGCCCGGAGACUGAACGGCCUGAUGCUCCCUCCCCUGCCCUGGUCUGGGGAAGCCAGCUGGGGGUCCUGGCUCCUUAGGGGCAACUGUCCCCCCCCCCCCAACUCAGCCCCCACCCCACACUUGUUCCAGCUCUUUGAAAUAGUCUGUGUGAAGGUGAAAGUGCAGUUCAGUAAUAAACUGUGUUGACUCAGUGAG